AUGACUUUAAGUGAAUUAGAAGAAGAAGCUCGUAAACGUAAAGAACGUCUUACACAAUGGAAAUUAAAGAAACAAAAUCAAACAACUAAACGAAAAGAAUAUGAAGACGAUGAAAAUGAAAAUGAAAUCGAUAAUAAAGAUAAAGAUUUACAAGAAGAAACUAUUGAAUUUCCUAAACCAAUAUUUCGUAAUUAUAAACCAAAUGAUUCAACAAAUAUAUCAGGUGCUAUUAUUUUACCUAAACCAAAAUUAGUUGAUGUUAAAUUAAUGAUUGAAGAUCAAAUUAAAAAUCGAUCGAAUGAAAAUGAUAAUUCAAUUAGUGGUGUAACAGAAGAUGUUGAUUUAUUAUCAUUAGCACCACGAAAACCUGAUUGGGAUUUAAAACGUGAUGUUGAAAAAAAAUUAAAACGUUUAGAAAAACGAACAACACGAGCCAUUGCUGAAUUAACACGUGAACGUUUAUUAACAGAACAAAAACAAUCUCAAACAUCGUUAGCUGAAGUUGUUGCUACGACUUCAAAAUUAAAUGAAGCAACACAAGAUGAUGAUGAUUAA
Rotaria sordida is the source of this 555-nucleotide messenger RNA. Lineage: Eukaryota; Metazoa; Rotifera; Eurotatoria; Philodinida; Philodinidae. The record is from the annotation of a GenBank genome assembly.